This is a messenger RNA of Caenorhabditis elegans, 568 nucleotides long. RefSeq names its product Hydrogenase iron-sulfur subunit (gene Y82E9BR.6). Bases 222 to 362 code for a protein of 46 amino acids. The record is from RefSeq and is marked reviewed. NCBI's taxonomy places the organism in Eukaryota, Metazoa, Nematoda, Chromadorea, Rhabditida, Rhabditidae. The transcript is spliced from 2 exons.
ACUGCCUACGGAAUGGUGGUCCACUACUUUUUUAUUGAUAUUUUUAUCUAGCUUAAUUCAGUUUAUUCUAUUACUUUUUUCGAGAUGCUAAAGUAAGUGUAAAAAAAACAAAAUUUCAAUUAGAAAACAUUUUAAAUUUCCAGAUUAUCUCUGUUAAGGCCGACAGGUUUGUUUAACCGCUUUCAAAACAAUAAGAUAAGAUAAUUUUUGUUCAGCAAUAUAUGGCGGAAAAAGCCAGUAGAAGAAACCUCGAUAUCGCCGUGUGCCAAAUGUGCCAUAAUUGCCGUGCCGCAGAAUCUGUCGUUUAUCUCCGGGACUUGGCCCGCAUUUGCCGAAUAACCUUCUCCGGAUUUCAGAGAUAAAGAACAGAAGAGGUAAAGUUACUAACCUCAGCAACAAGAAACUUUUACCCUAGGACGGAAUACAGUGAAUUUCUCUCCGAAAAACUGCGUUAAUUUUCCAGUUUUACAAUUUUUCAGACUUACCAGCUGAAAACCUGUGCUUAAAAGUUUCUAUCAUGCGGGCACACAAUCUGUUAUUUAUUUUGUUGUUUUUGAAUAAAUAUUUU